GACGAUCCGUCGGCCCGAGCAGCAGAUACUGGAACGGGGACUCAUCAUCAUCAUCAUCAUCAGCCAAGCUUAGAGACAUCGUACUAGGGUACCACGCGACACGAAUCGUGGUCGCUGACGAUCGUCCUCUCCCACUCACGGACUACUGCACAGACGUUGCCGACCUUAUUACAGUCCUCUACUCUCUCCAAGCAGUGAUAUUGCUCAAAAACCCAAACGCCUGCUACUCGUGUGACCACAUCAUCGCUCAAACCCUUCUCCAACUACUGCUGCCGGAUUCAGCAUCAAUUUUCCCCGCUUGAAGGAAACCAACAGAAGAAAAAAAAAGAUAUCACAGUCCCCUACCAAAGGUACCUACCUCCAUCUCGGUCACCAUCAUGGGCCUCAUCGACAGAAUCAAGGCAAAAAUGGAAAUCCGCCGGCUGGAGCAACGCUACACCCGGCGAGAAAAACGCAGCACCUUCAUCUCGGGAGCGCAAUACGUCGAUGGCGAAUACGUCUACAACCACAACACGGGAGGAAGCAGUAGUGCAAAUUCCUCCAGCAGUAUUGGAAGCACCAGCAAUCACCAUCAGCCUCAUCAUCAGCAGCCGCAGCAGCAGCAGCAUCAUACCAAUACCAAUCAUCGUCACAGUAUGAUCAACAACAACCACCACCACCACCACCACCAUCG
This is a messenger RNA of Sphaerulina musiva SO2202, 673 nucleotides long. RefSeq lists its product as uncharacterized. NCBI's taxonomy places the organism in Eukaryota, Fungi, Ascomycota, Dothideomycetes, Mycosphaerellales, Mycosphaerellaceae. The transcript has a single exon. The annotation marks the transcript as partial. The record is from RefSeq and is a predicted model, not a curated record.